Molecule: messenger RNA, 1038 nt
Organism: Populus euphratica (Euphrates poplar)
Lineage: Eukaryota; Viridiplantae; Streptophyta; Magnoliopsida; Malpighiales; Salicaceae
Product: ethylene-responsive transcription factor ERF021-like
Exons: 1
Coding region: 10-546 (178 amino acids)
Biological process (GO): regulation of DNA-templated transcription
Molecular function (GO): DNA binding; DNA-binding transcription factor activity
Source: RefSeq, a predicted model, not a curated record
GAGUUAUAGAUGGAAGAGAGAAACACUGCUAGCCAUGGUGGUGUGAGUUCUAGCUAUAGAGGGGUAAGAAAGAGAAAAUGGGGGAAAUGGGUGUCAGAGAUACGUGAGCCAGGGAAAAAAAAUAGAAUUUGGUUAGGGAGUUUUGAGACGCCAGAAAUGGCAGCAGCAGCCUAUGAUGUUGCUGCCCUACAUUUUAGGGGACAUGAUGCAAGACUUAAUUUUCCUGACCUGGUUCAUAAUCUACCAAAGCCAACAAGCUCUAGCUCUGAAGAUAUACGCAUGGCAGCCCAUGAGGCAGCUAUGAGCCUUAGGCCAUUCACAGCCGAGUCCUCCCAUGGUGGCAGCUCUACCUCCAACGUUGGUCCCAUCACCGUCAGGCUCUCUGCAAGCCAAAUUCAGGCCAUCAAUGAGUCACCCCUGGAUUCACCAAAGAUGUGGAUGCAAAUGUCAGAGAUAGCAAUGCUGGAGGAAUCCAUGGUGUUCUCCAAUAACAUCGAGGAGGAUGAGUGGGAUAACAAGCAAACAUAUUCUCUUUGGGAUCCCUAGGUAACGAGUGCUCAUCAUGCAUAUACUACUACGAAUAUUGGACGUUAAUAUAAUCAGCAGUCCUAAUAUAAUCAGUACACAUAAUUGCCUUAAACUGCCAAGAAUUGAUAAAUUGGAAAAUAGGGGAAGGGAUUUGUUGGAAAUUAGUGUUUGUGAGAGAAUAUAUUACGCUAAUUUCUCUGUCUAAUGGAACAGUAGUGAAAGAACAUGGGUGACACAGGGUGGGGGACAUUUUUAAUUUUAUUUUUUUGGACAUUUUUAUACUUUAACGAAGGUGGUCGGUUUUGGAGGGGCCCGUUUCGUUUUUUAACUUGAUUUUUGUCAGCAAGUUAAGAAGACUUCUCCUUGGUGGAGUGAGAGAUGGCCACAAAUGUCUCACUCAUUGACUGCUUCCCAUCAGCUUUCUGUGAUUAUAUAUGUUGUACAAUCAUGAUUCCAUUGUAACAUAAUAGUAUUUGCUUGAUAUUUUAAUUAAAUUAUAUCUUAUUUUAU